Messenger RNA from Amaranthus tricolor (Joseph's coat), 2038 nucleotides. Its product is annotated as peptidyl-prolyl cis-trans isomerase CYP18-2. Gene Ontology annotation, molecular function: peptidyl-prolyl cis-trans isomerase activity. Bases 233 to 715 code for a protein of 160 amino acids. Gene Ontology annotation, biological process: protein folding; protein peptidyl-prolyl isomerization. The transcript is spliced from 6 exons. Gene Ontology annotation, cellular component: catalytic step 2 spliceosome. The record is from RefSeq and is a predicted model, not a curated record. Lineage: Eukaryota; Viridiplantae; Streptophyta; Magnoliopsida; Caryophyllales; Amaranthaceae.
UUUAAAUUUGACCAUGUGUCUAAACCCGAACCCAAUCCCUAACCCAAAAUCAAACUCAAACCUAAACCCAAACACAUUGAGCAUUUGAGUCCUAAGCCCCCAAAUAACAAGCAAAUAAUCACUGUACAAUAUUCUUCCACAUUCUCGGACGCCCAUAACCCAUUACUGACUUCUUUGCAUAUCAUUUCUCAAUCGGAUUUCUUCCAAUUCGAGUCGGACUAUCCAUUAAACUAUGUGGGCAAGCGCCGACGGAGGACCACCGGAGGUCACUAUGGAUACCUCCAUGGGUCCUUUCACCGUUGAGUUGUAUUACAAGCAUGCUCCGAGAACAUGCCGCAACUUUCUGGAACUUUCUCGUCGUGGUUAUUACGACAAUGUCAAAUUUCAUCGCAUUAUCAAAGACUUUAUUGUGCAAGGAGGUGAUCCUACUGGAACUGGUAGAGGUGGUGAAUCCAUCUAUGGUAAACACUUCGAAGACGAGAUAGAUUAUAAGCUGAAGCAUACUGGCGCUGGCAUUUUAUCCAUGGCAAAUGCUGGUCCUAAUACAAAUGGAAGCCAAUUUUUUAUCACUCUAGCGCCUACUCCUUCUCUUGAUGGAAAGCACACAAUUUUCGGAAGGGUUUGCAAGGGAAUGGAGAUAAUCAAGAGGCUUGGUAGUGUCCAGACUGACAACACGGAUAGCUUCUUUCAUUGCAACUUUGGUGGAUCUCGGUAAAGUUAUAGUUCACACAAGGAAUAUGCAUAACAAAGACUCUGACUCACUGCCCUUUAGGAUUUUUGCCAACUCCAGCAAUACCUACUGAAAUAAAAUGGAAGAAAGAGGCAUCUUCCCAAGACUUUCUGGAAGUGUGAAGAGACCAUGGCUGGCUCAAAAGGGCAGUAAUGGAAGGCAAGGCUCUUGAACAAGAGAAACUCUUUGGGAGCAGAAUGGAUCAAGGUUGAUGUCAGAAUUCUGGAAGAUGUUUUUGUUUUCUUCUGAAACGUAGUCUAUGGAUCUAAGGCAAGAAGUGAAAAAAGUUGGACUCAAUGAUUGACAAUAUCUAAUGAUCACAAUUAAGACAGCAGAAGUUUGGGAUCGGGAGAAAAAGUUGGUCUUCAUCACCAGCCAUCAUUAGGACUGUCAUGUAUGCAUGAAUUGUAAAUUCAAGAGGUUUUAAGCAAGCAGGGGAAAGGCUUUUUCCCCUUUAGAAUAGGGAGGCUAUCCUUUAGGAAUUUCAAAAGCAUGAAUAUACUGUAAAGUGAGCAGGGAAACGACCUAUUUGCCUUUGUUAGGGUGCAACUAAGAAUAGUCGUCCUCGUUAGUCGUUUUGCAUAGAACAAUUCAUUUUUCCACUGAAUAACAAUAUUGGUUCUCUUCUCUCGUAGCUCGUGGAAUGGGCAAUAUGUCCUUUUUAUGUUGGUUAUUUAAAUCCCCAUUAUUGCUUCAGUCCAUGCUUAUUAGAGCUUGACUAAAUGAGAAGGGGCCUAGCUUACUGUCUUUUUCCUUCUUUUAAUUCUUCACAAAUGUAAAAAUAAAUAAUCAGUUAUCAGAUUCUAGAACUUGAAUAGGCAAUUCUGAUUGAUAACGAUCCAUAUUGUUUCUGAUUGUUCAUCAUUUAUUGUAAUUGCAGACCUAUUCAUGAUGUCAGAAUACUGAAGACAACUGUAAAGGAUUAAUACUGAAGCUAUCAAUUCGAUGCAUCUCUGCUCACUAGCAAUAUCCAUUAUUAUCAGCGCUUACUGCUGCUCGAAUACCUGUUGUGAGUUCAUUGAUCCUAGUAUUCCUGAAAACAGAUUAUUGUAUCAAGUGUUUGCAUUAAUUAGCAUAGACAAAACAAAUUGUGAUCUACCAUCCUGUAACAUCCCAUCCCCGUAAUUUCGCUCCCCCUUGAAGUAUGCGUUUGUACAUUUGCUCGAAUACAGGCAGGUUAAAUGAUGUGAUAUGCAACCUAAGGGCUGCUAUUUAACAUGAAUGCAACCGAACAUUGAUCGAAGCAACAUGAUUUACCAUACUCUAUCUUGGGUAGUAGUAAGAUUUGAUUUGAUAUCUCUUACGGCC